Messenger RNA from Liolophura sinensis, 4388 nucleotides. Its product is annotated as neuromedin-U receptor 1-like. The coding region runs from base 1442 to 2629 and encodes 395 amino acids. Gene Ontology annotation, biological process: G protein-coupled receptor signaling pathway. Gene Ontology annotation, cellular component: plasma membrane. Gene Ontology annotation, molecular function: G protein-coupled receptor activity. The record is from RefSeq and is a predicted model, not a curated record. NCBI's taxonomy places the organism in Eukaryota, Metazoa, Mollusca, Polyplacophora, Chitonida, Chitonidae. The transcript has 2 exons.
ACAUAAAGUUCAGACCUUUAAUAUUUAUUUCGAUAUUUCUUUAACCUGCACUUGAAAAUAAUAUUUGUAUAGUGGUAUUUGGGACCACCUCUUGGUAUAUAUAGUCUUAGUGAUGUUUUAAAUGAGGAUGUAACACGUGUACUAAAUAUAUUUGCACUGGAAUUUGGUCUUUUCAGUUGAUAAAUUUGUUUAACCUGCAUUUUGAUAAUAAUUAUAUUCUUGAUAUUUUAUAAAUAUUGUCAUAAUUCAGAUUAAAUGCAAACGUCUGGAUAUAAACAACAAAUUUACAUUCAAAUAAAUUUAUUAGACAGCCAUCACAUCCUUGCUUAGAGCAUUAUUAUGCCAAGACGAUAUAUACCAAGAAGUGGUCCCAAAUUUCUACCAGACAAAAAUAUUUUCAAAUAGCCCUAUCUCCUAAAACAAAAGAUCGAAAAAAAUAUUGUUGAAAAUCAGUUUUCAAGCUUUAAUUUUACCUUUAUUUUUAUGUUUUCUUCUCCUUUAAAGAGUUACGAAAUGAAGAACCUUUCUGGCCAUGAAAAGUGUAGCCUACUUUAGGGGCCACAUCUUGGUGUGAAGAGUUUUCUCAGUGAGUUCUGCGAGUUCAGCGAGCGCAAACCAUAACACCGCUUAUAUUUACCAGCACAUCACGCGAGAGUACAAAAUAAAAUGACUUGAUUGUAUACAUUCUAUACCUCUUUUAUAGGCCUAUGUCCAGUUCUUUCCGUCAAUAUGUUGACUAGAAUAACACAAAAGACAGCCAGUUCUUGCACGGGAAACCUUAAAAUGUGAAGGUCUUUGAUAGGCAAACAUAAACGAGACGUACAAAUCUGCGCGCACUUUAUGUCGGCCAUUUAAUAUAUUUUUGAAUCAUUUCCUGUUUUUGAAUAGUGUUAACCAGAGGAAAACAUCUUUUGCAAGUCCCUCUUGCAUGAACCCGGACGUUGGUCGAGUUGAACAAAAGGUUUUCCUCCCGGUUAAGACAGCUACCCAUGGUUUGUGAGGAUCGCUGCUCUGUUGACAGUACAGUAAUCACAUAUGCGGCUGUGGUGGGAAGCUAGGCUACGGGUAUAACGUGACAGCUAUAUUUAUCUAGCCUAAAUCAGCAGUCAACUAAACUCCAUCAUGUUGAAGAGACUGGAGAUUUGAACCGUGUAUAUCUUUCAACCAGCGGAUACCUAGCAUGGACACUUCUGGAAGCAGGUCUUGCACAACUGUCACAAUGUGGGUGUGGAGUAAUUCUUCAAAGCAGGAGCAUGGUUGUGCCCCGGGGGAAAUCGCUGGGGUGUAGUAGUUUCAGUUCAGCCCUGGGGGAAAUCGCUGAGGUGUAGUACUUUCAGUUCAGCCCUGGGGGAAAUCGCUGAGGUGUAGUAGUUUAAGUAGGGUGCAAUAAAAUUGUGAUCAGGAUCACACUAAUCUUCUUUUCCAAACCGAAAACGACGCCAUGUUUCGACUGAACGAGACGUUGUUGGCCUUAAUGGCUGCCAACAGAAGCAGACGACAGGAGCUGAAUGACGCUAAAGCUCAGCAGCUUGUACCCGUCCUCGUGUACAUUGGCACUCUUAUGGUGGUCGGGGCUAUUGGAAACGGAUUGGUGUGCUACGUAUACUAUUUCCGGUUCAAAAAGACCACGUCGAGCUACUUCAUCCUGUGGUUGGCCAUCUUGGACCUGAUCACUUGUCUGGUCGGCAUGCCGUUUGAACUGGUAGAUCUUCUCAAACCGUACACAUUUGACAUCCCCAUAGCCUGCAAAAUAAUGAGAUUCACUGAAUCUGUGACAAUUAUAGCAUCCGGCAUAACACUAAUUGGAGUGGCAUUCGAUCGUUAUUAUAAGGUAUGUAAACCACUCAGGCGGUUUCCCAAUAGAACCGCCAAACUUUUAAACUUAGGUUCAUUCACUAUAGCUGUGACGUUUUCCUGGCCAGCUUUACUUGUGUUUGGGCCAAAAGUUGUUCCAACGAAAGAUCCAUAUGUGGAAGGCUUGGAAUGCUCGGUAGACGAAGGUGUGAAGGGAGGGAAUCUGGUGAUCCUGUAUUACGUGUUUUUAGCUAUAGUAUUCAUCGUCAGUGUGACAUUUUUGAGUAUUCUCUAUGGACUACUUGCAAGGACAGUUUUGCAGCGUAGAAAGAUAACCAUUGGUGAAGUUCUGGAGGAUGUCAACAGAAAGAACUCUUCAAGCCUGCGCUCUGAUAGCGACAAGGAUAAUGACUCCGUGUUUGCAGGCCCUGUCAAAAAGUUCCCCAGACGAAAAAGACUGUUUUCACGUGAGGAAAGCGACGAGAGCAGACGAAGCAGCAGUUUAGGGGGUCGAAUCAGGGCCGGUAAAACCACCAGGAUUUUAUUCAUUGUCUCCUCAGUGUUUGUGAUCAGUUUUUUGCCUUACGUCAUAGUGAAGAUUAUCCAAGUAUUGGUGAAGGAUUUUGACGACUAUCCGUCUGUGGCUGCAGAAGUUGUGUACAAUCUCUUCGUUAGGUUCACCAAUAUUAACAAUGCUGUCAAUCCCAUCAUUUAUAGUUUCAUGCACAAAAACUUUCGAAAGGAAUGUAUUAUAGCGUUUCGGAAAAUGUUGCACUGUGAAGAUAAAAAUACGUCCCUCCGGCGUGGGUUUUCUAGAAAAUCCCCAAGCAUAUGAAUCACUUCUAUAAAUAAAAAAUACUGACAAGGAAAAUUGCCAAUCUUGAUAUAGCCUGCCUUGCAGUAGUUGGCUACGUGCACUUCUGACUGUCACAUAUUUUUACGUUUUGCUGCAAUUGUCGGAUCUAUCGUUCUACCCUGCACCCCAGACAUUUGUUUCCACCAUCCAAUCAGUCAACAGAAAAGUGAAUGAGAGUGAGAAAAUGAACCAAUUACAGGAAAAUCACAGCGCAGAGUGAACUAUCAGAUGGAGCAAAAUGUUGUGUAAUCCAAUACUCUAAUGGUUCUAAUAUUUAGUUCUAAUAGAUCAUGUAUGUUUCACAUUAUUUGUUUAGUUUGUUUUCAGUAUUUCGAAGAAUAGUUUACCAUUUUAGGCGGAGGUAUAGCUGUUCUUUUGACAUCUGAAAAAAAGUAUUUUGGUAACAUCAUAAUUAUAGACGUACAGCAUUGAGAGAGAUACUAGAGCAAUGGCGACAUUGUGAUAGUUGGCAAAUGGUCACACGUAGGCGAUAAAAUACGUUUUAUUCUAACUGUUCAUGUAAAUACUUAAAUAGUAGCAAAUUACACGCCCCUUGCACCAUGUCUUAAGCAGAAUUAGAUAUGUAGAAUGUUAAAAACAUAUGCAGUGAUAUUAAUUACAAUUUACCGUACGUCUCUGAUCGAGAAUUACUAAACAAGCUGUGUAUUCGUCACAUUUAAUAUACAAUAACAUUAAAACAAUGCAUGAGGACCGGGCCACGGGGAUGCUUAGUCCACCAGCAGAAUCCUGGUUUAUGCAGGAAUACAAUAUAAUUAUAGACGUACAGCAUAGAAACUAAGACCAGAGCAGCAACAACAGUGUGUUAAGUGGCAAAUGGUCACACGUAAGCGGUGAAAUACGUCUUCAUUUUACCUCAGUUAGGGUUUUAUUCUGACAGUUCAUGCAAAUACUUAAAUAAUAGCAAAUUAAAAAAAAUAUUCAGUGUUGUUAAUUACAAUUUAUUAGACGUCAAUGAAGAACGAGAAGUGGCUCAGUGGUAAAAUUGACAGACUCAAAAUCCUGGCUCAGCGUGAGAGUGACUCCCAAUCGCUGGCUCAGUGGUAAAGUUACAGACUUCCAAUCGCUGACUUAUUAGAAAAGUGACAGGCUCCCGAUCGAUGACUUAUUGGUAAAGUGACAGACUCCCAAUCGCUGACUCAUUGGAGAAGUGACGGACUCCCAAUCGCAGACUCAGUGCUAAAGUGACAAAUUCCCAAUCGUGGGUGCACGAGAUGUGGGUUAAAUCUCCGUAUUAGGUGGGGAAUUAUUAAAUCCCACUUCUGUCCAUUGUUCCUUUCUGACAAUAAGCGGUCGCCAACAUGGCGUGCAAGUCUGUAGGUCACAUAUGGUGAAGUUCGUCAGCAAUUCUCCAGAGGUUGUUGGUUUAUCUCGAUGUUCUGUGCCCUCCAGAUGUAAAUCUGCUCGCCAUCUUUUUGUUAAAAGUGGUAUUAAAUACUGCCCUUUAACUCUGAAGCUUUUACAUUGCAUAUGUUUUUCUGCUAUCUUAUUUAAAUGUUUGUUGAGUUUACCCUUUUUAGAUUAGUAUUGAGAAUUGCUUUUCCUGUUCAAGCGCACAUGCAUUCUCCUGACGGUAUAUAAUAGAAUGAAUUAGUAUAUAUGUAUCCUUGUUGAAUAGAAGGCAGUCUUUGUUCAGUCGUUCAAUGUUGAAAGAACGUCUGGCUUGUACAUUGUAUAAUUGUUACGUGCAAAAAAUGCAAGAUUAAAUAUUUUUUGACCU